Miscanthus lutarioriparius is the source of this 585-nucleotide messenger RNA. The record is from the annotation of a GenBank genome assembly. Lineage: Eukaryota; Viridiplantae; Streptophyta; Magnoliopsida; Poales; Poaceae.
AUGGAGGUGGCUCUCGGAGCGGCGAAUUGGCUCCUCGGCCAAGUCCUCCACAAGCUGUCCGAUGACUUGCUGAAAGCGUACGUGUUCAGCACCGAGCUCGGCCUCAACCUUGUGAAGAUCAGAAAGGAGAUGCUGUACACUAAAGGGCUGCUGGAGGCGGCCCAGGGGAGGGACUUCGCUGGGAACUCUGGCCUGAAGGGUCUGCUCGAGUUCCUGAGCAACAAGGCCGACGAGGCUGAGGACGCUCUGGACGAGCUCCACUACUUCGUGAUCCAGGACAAGCUCGAUGGGACUCGAGAGGCCACUCCAGAGUUGGGAGAUGGCCUCAGCGGCAAAGCUCAGCAUGCCUGCCAUGCUGCUCGCCACACUUCUGGUAACUGGCUCUCAUGCUUCUCUUGUUGCCGUUCGCAAGAUGAGGAUGUUGCUGUUGCCGACGAUGUCCAUAACACCCAUAGCACAAGCAAUGCCAUUGCCAUGUCUGUUGACCACAGUGGCCAUGAUGGAAAGUUGCCAUUUGACAGGAUCACUGGAGAAAGAUUAGAUCGCAAAUGGAUUCAGCAAGACGGCCGUACCUUUGGUUGGUGA